GACGUCAAAAUUACCGUAUUUUGUCUGUUUUGGCGCGCCUUUAACUCGCAGCCGUUUUCAUCAGUUUCUGUCGCAGCCGUUCCAUGAAUGCAGCCUCCUUUCGCAUACUAGAUUUAAAAUAUUUCUUUGUGUUGGAAUAAAAGACAUUUUACUAGGCUGAACGGAUAAGAUAACAGCGCUCGGUGGGCAGAGGCGGUACAACACGUUGAUUGAUCCUAGAUCAAUUCUUCCACCAUAUUUGGUUAAUGAUUUCAUCAUUCCCAUCCUUUUUAUUUUUGAAUGAUCGAUCCUGCCGUCUUCAAGUCUCCAUUCUAUUCAAGGGUGUACUUUAUGGGUUGUCUUGUCGGUAGCAAUAAGCGUACCUCUAUUGGACGAGGAGAGCCGUUACAUUAUAGAUGUCACGAAUAAAGCCGUCACCAUGCUUCUUUGAUGUUAUGUCACUUUUUACAAAUGCAAACCUACUCGUUAUGGAUAUGAUAAGAGGAUCUGCCAUAAUCGUAACUGUUAAAUCACCUCCGCUGUCUUCAAACGUCCGCUCCUUCGGUGCUGUCUGGUAGCAUCCAUCAUGCCGGCUUCAAUCUUAUUGGAUGAGAUAAGAAGAGCCGUUUCUUGCCUACUGACUCAAUCCUAUUGGACGAGGGACGAGGAUGCGUUACACUAUUUCAAUAAUAUGUCACAAGUGUUAUCGUCCUUCUCCUCGUGUUGUUUCGCACACUUCCGACACAUUCAUACGUUACCACUCUUUCUAGCUCGUUGGUGCUGUACUAGCUUCAAUCUUAUUGGAUGGAAUGACAAAAGCCGUUGCUUGUCUACCGACUUCAAUUCUAUUGAACGAGGGAAGAUGAUAUUAUACUUCAUUUCGAUGAUAUGUUACACAUGUUAUCGUACUUUUUCUAGCGUUGUUUCGCCCGCUUCCUACACAUACAUACGUUAUCAAUAUGUUUUUUGACUUUGGACAAGGAGGUCGUGUUGGGUUGAUUUAUGUUAUUUCCAAUUAAUAGUAUAAAAAUUCCUACUAGAUUGUUGUGUAUAUAAUUUUCUUUAUAACAUUGAAUGAAAGGAAGUCAUUGAUGAGGGUUUUUUUUAUGGGUGAUUGAUGAGGUUUUGAUGUGCAAUGAAAAACACAUAUGGCUAUGGUCUCAUUGAUGAGGUUUUCUUUAUAACAUUGAUGAGGUUCUUUAAUAGCAAUGCAGAAAAAUCCUACGAAAUCCGCAUGAGCUCUCUAGAAAAAACCGUUUCAACUCUGGCGUGGUGCCGGUGCCUAACUUCUGGAACGGCAGAAAUUUUCCUCAUUUGCCCCUCCUGGUCUCCACAAAUUGAACUCUGCAUCCAUCGAGCGGAGUCCCCCCAGACCCGGACGGACGCCACAAGAGGAGAGGAGAGGAUAGCAGGCCGGAGAGGAGCCGGCGGUGAGAGCGCAACCCGGCUCCAAUGGAGGCGCAAGUGGCGGCUCCGCACCACCACCACCACCAGCAGAAGGCGACCAACCUGGCGCGCACCUUCACCAAGCUGCUGCGCCGGAAGCGCGCCGACGACGCGGCCCAGGGCGCGCCCGAGGCGCCGGCGACCGUGGCCGGUGGCGACUUCGAGGAGGAGCGCGCGGAGCCGCCCGUCGUCCCGUCCCUCAGCAAGCUCAAGCUGUCCGGGAACCUCGCCGCGGCCUACUCCUUCGACGCCUUCUUCCGCAACGCGGCCGAGAAGAAGGCCGCGGCGGCGGGAGGGGGAGGGGUGCGGCCGCUGCCGGGGGAGGUGACGCCCGAGGCCGCCGCGGAUUCCCUCCUCGCGACCCUCUUCGCGGGGGUCUCGGCCGUGAAGGCGGCGUACGCGCAGCUGCAGCUCGCGCAGUUCCCCUACGACGCGGAGGCGAUCCAGUCCGCGGACGCCGCCGCCGUCGCCGAGCUGACCAGGCUGUCCGACACCAAGCGCAGGUACCUCAGGGACCCCGCCGCCGCGGCCCGGGGCGCCGCGGCCGCGGGCCACACUGCCCUCGCCGCGCACGCCGAGGAGCAGCGCCACCUCCUCAAGACGUACCAGAUCACGGCGCGGAAGCUCGAGUCGGAGGUCCGCGCCAAGGACGCCGAGGCCGAGCGCGUCAGGAGCGCCCUCACAGCCGAGCUCCGCGCCGAGCGCGCCCUGGAGGCGCGGCUCCACCCGGGCCGGACCCUCGCGUCGCUCGACGACCUCCACCUCUCCGGCCUCAACCCGACGCACUUCCUCACCGCGCUCCGCCACACCGUCAAGUCGAUCCGGUCCUUCUCCAAGUCGAUGCUCAACUCGAUGCAGUCCGCCGGGUGGGAUCUCGCCGCGGCCGCCGCCGCCGUGCACCCGGGCGUCCCGCUGCGCCGCGCCGGCGACACCAAGUUCGUCUUCGAAUCCUACGUCGCCAUGAAGAUGUUCGCCAAUUUCCACCGGCGCGACUUCAACUUCAGCUUCCUCGACGAGCGGGAGUUCUACGACCGGCGGCGGUUCUUCGAGGAGUUCUCGGAGCUCAAGGCGGAGCCGGCGAGCGCCUUCCUGGACGUGAGGAACCCGCGGUGGGGAGGGUUCGGCAAGUUCCUGCGCGCCAAGUACCUGUCGCUGGUGCACGCGCGGAUGGAGACGGCCUUCUUCGGCCGCCUCGAGCAGCGCGGCAUCGUCAGCGCCGGGCCCGGCUUCCCGGAGAGCUCGUGGUUCGCGGAGUUCGCCGAGAUGGCCCGCCGCGUAUGGCUGCUGCACUGCCUCUUCUUCGCGUUCGACGGCGGCGCCGAGGAGGACGGCGCGUCCAUCUUCCAGGUCCGCACGGGGGCGCGGUUCUCGGAGGUGUACAUGGAGAGCGUCAGCGACGGGCGCGCCGACGACUCCGCAGCCGCGGCCGCCGAGGAGCGCGUGGUCGGGUUCACCGUGCUGCCGGGGUUCAGGGUCGGCCGGACGCUGAUCCAAUGCCGGGUGUACCUGUCCCGGCCGGCGCGGCGUCCGUGAUGGGUCAUGGUCGUGGCGGGGGGGAAAAAGGCCGUGCUUGCUUCCGGCGCCCCGGCGGAUGAUGGGGGAAGAAUGCCCAUUUUGGGUCGGCCGUCGAGGUCUCCCGCCGGCAGCCAACUGGGGUGGUGGCGACGAUGAUGACGGGUGGUUAUGUAAAUCUUAUCAGGGCAUGUAGUAGCAAUGUAAUCGUAAUAUAAAUGGCAUUUGGAGUUCGAGAUGAUGGAUCAGCAUUGCCGCCA
Molecule: messenger RNA, 3197 nt
Organism: Panicum virgatum (switchgrass)
Lineage: Eukaryota; Viridiplantae; Streptophyta; Magnoliopsida; Poales; Poaceae
Product: protein GRAVITROPIC IN THE LIGHT 1-like
Exons: 2
Coding region: 1432-2958 (508 amino acids)
Biological process (GO): response to red or far red light; negative gravitropism
Source: RefSeq, a predicted model, not a curated record